AUGUACUCCUUUAGAAAAUUGCAGGCCAUAGUCUUGGGCCACGCCGACGACUGCGACCAUGACCACGAAAAAGACGCUCUUUGCAGCACCCUGAAAGCCUCAGACGUACCCGUUUCUUUGGCGGACUGUCGGUCAUGUUCCGACCCCUGUGACUUGGGUGGGUAUUUUGCGAACUUGCUCUCGUUAUCUGAUAACGAACACGUUCUUCUUCAAAAGGACACCAUGAAGCUUAUCCUCGCCGCUUCGACAUCGACAUGGACACUCAAAUGCUGGGCUCUGUCAAGCCGUACCACCGCCAGGUAUAUUUUGGUCUCUCCUCUUUCAAUCGCCCAACUCCAUACCAUCCAGAUCGUCAUUUCCACAGGCCGCUCAGAUUGGGAACGCGAGGUCACUGAAGCAACGGGUUCUCUCGCAGCUUACAUGCUUCAGGUCUCUACAAGUUCAAAUUUGAACACUCCAAAACCCUCAUCUCCUCCGUCCAAUGGGAAAUCUUCCUCUUCAUCAACUGGCCUGUUCAAUCCCUCACAGUCAACAAGGACAUCAAUAUUAAACGGCAGCCACAACACACUAUGCCAUGAAGAAGAUCACGAAACCGUCCUCAUUUUCCCCGACUUCAAAGUGGCUUCGGAGGUCCGACGUUCCAUGCAAGGUGCCCAGGAUCUGUGGGAUAGCUCCGUCGCCCCGGGGAUCGGCCGCGGUGGUGCGUUCCUGGAAAAAAGCACACUUAGGACCUGGGUAUUACCGUACGCUUGUGUGAUCCUCUUGUGUUCUCAUAAAAAACGGGAUAAUAGGUGUGGAAUUGCUGCACCCAAACUGGAACACGCCUUCAUCACAUCAUUAGAAUCUCAAGGAUGGGACGCCGUCAAGCAUGUGGAGUGUCCUUCUUUGACCAUGGGGCCUCCGUUGGAGGAAAUGGACGUCACUCCAGAAGAGCGAGAGGAGAACAUUGCAUCACAUCUCCGGGACAGCACGGAAUCUAAACGUGCUCUCAUCAUCAAGACCUCACAUGUCGGCGGGCACAAGUACGCCGGUAACUGCAUCAUUUACACACCCUCAGGUUCCGGCGUUUGGUAUGGCCGCGUCACACCGCACGACGUCGACUCCAUUGUGGAAAACACCAUCAUCAAGGGUCUCGUUUUACCGCCCCUCCUACGGGGAGGUUUGAAUCUCUCAAGACCCAACUGCAAGAGCCUCAACGACUGGUAA
Laccaria bicolor S238N-H82 is the source of this 1206-nucleotide messenger RNA. RefSeq lists its product as uncharacterized. The record is from RefSeq and is a predicted model, not a curated record. The coding region runs from base 1 to 1206 and encodes 401 amino acids. Lineage: Eukaryota; Fungi; Basidiomycota; Agaricomycetes; Agaricales; Hydnangiaceae. The transcript is spliced from 4 exons.